Hippocampus comes (tiger tail seahorse) is the source of this 2899-nucleotide messenger RNA. It is a transcript of the gene capn5b, whose product is annotated as calpain 5b. The transcript has 13 exons. Gene Ontology annotation, molecular function: calcium-dependent cysteine-type endopeptidase activity. Gene Ontology annotation, cellular component: cytoplasm. Bases 278 to 2227 code for a protein of 649 amino acids. NCBI's taxonomy places the organism in Eukaryota, Metazoa, Chordata, Actinopteri, Syngnathiformes, Syngnathidae. Gene Ontology annotation, biological process: proteolysis. The record is from RefSeq and is a predicted model, not a curated record.
UCCGUUGUUACCGCGGAGUGAUACAUGCCGGCUUGACUCUCGCUUUUCGGCGGAGUAGGAGGAGAACGGUGCUCCGGCGGAGGAGAGCGGUGCUCCGGCGGAGGAGAGGACCAGGCAGGCAGGGAGCGAGCGAGGCGAGGAACCCCGGCCACCCCCUCCCCCGCUCCCGGAGAGAGCGAGAGUCGGACCCGCUGGACUCCCCACCAUCCCCCUAACCCCCGAGAGAAAGAGAGGGAACCGGGUUGCCACGGGAGAGGCCUCGGUGCAGGGCUGCAGCAUGUUCGCGUCGGUGAAGGCCUUCGAGGGGCAGCAGUACUCCACCCUGAAGAGGCAGUGCCUGCAGAGUGGCCUGCUCUUCGAGGACCCCCGCUUUCCCGCCACCGACGACUCGCUCUUCUACCAGGGCAACAGGAUCGGACGCGUGGUGUGGAAGAGGCCGCGGGAGCUGUGCGAGGACCCUCACCUGUUCGUGGACGGCAUCAGCGCACACGACCUCCACCAGGGCCAGCUAGGGAAUUGCUGGUUCGUGGCAGCCUGCUCCAGUCUGGCCUCCAGAGAGUCACUAUGGCAAAAAGUGAUUCCCGAUUGGAAGGAGCAGGAGUGGGACACGGAGAAGCCCGACUCAUACGGCGGCAUCUUCCACUUCCGCUUCUGGCGCUUCGGCGAGUGGGUGGAUGUGGUGAUUGACGACCGGCUGCCCACCGUGGACAACCAGUUGGUCUACUGCCACUCUAAUGACAGCAACGAAUUCUGGAGCGCCCUGGUGGAGAAGGCCUACGCCAAGGUGUAUGGCUGCUACGAGGCUCUGGACGGUGGCAACACGGCGGACGCGCUGGUGGACUUCACGGGUGGGGUCUCAGAGCCCGUGGACCUGCUGGAGUGUCAGAUGGCCACGGACGAGGCAGCCCGCAACCAGUUGUUUGAACGAGUCCUCAAAGUGCACAACCGAGACGGCCUCAUCAGCUGCUCCAUUAGGGCGACCACGGUGGAAGACAUGGAGGCGCGGCUGGACUGCGGCCUGGUGAAAGGCCACGCUUACGCCGUGACAGAUGUCCGAAAAGUGCGGUUGGGUCACGGGCUGCUGGCGUAUUUCAAGUCGGAGAAGCUACACAUGAUUCGCAUGAGAAACCCGUGGGGGGAGAAGGAGUGGAGCGGCCCGUGGAGCGACAGUUCAGAGGAGUGGAACAAGGUGAGCAAGAGCGAGAGGGAGAAGCUGGGUGUCACCGUGCAGGACGACGGCGAGUUCUGGAUGACAUUCGACGACUUCUGCCAGUACUUCACCGACCUGAUCCUGUGCCGCCUCAUCAACACGUCAUACCUCAGCAUCCACAAGACGUGGGAGGAGGAGGUGAUGCGGGGCUCCUGGCGCCACCGCCAGGACCCCCUGCGCAACCGCUCCGGCGGCUGCAUCAAUCACAAGGCCACCUUCCUCCAGAACCCUCAGUAUGUCUUUGAUGUGAAGAAGGUGGAGGAUGAAGUGCUGAUCUGCUUGCAGCAGAAGGAGAAGAGAGCCACACCCAAAGAAGGGAAAGGGGAGAACCUUGCCAUAGGCUUCGAUAUCCACCAGGUGGAGCUGAACCGCAAGUACCGCAUGCACUCGGCCCAACAGAAGGUGGCGGGCUCCAUCUACAUCAACUCGCGCUGCGUCUUCCUCAGGAAGGAGCUGAAGGAGGGCCGCUACGUCAUCAUCCCCACCACCUUCGACCCGGGCCAGCAGGGAGACUUUCUGCUCCGCGUCUUCACCGACGUGCCUUCGGAUUGCAAAUUCCGGGUUGAUCGCUUCAGAGAGCUGACCCUGGACGAGCCUCCUCAGACGUGCUGGACGGGCAUGUGUGGCUACCCUCAGCUGGUCACCCAGGUCCACGUUCUCAACGCUGAGGGUCUGCAGGGACAGGAUUCCAAUGGAGCGGUGGACCCGUACGUCAUCAUCACCUGCGAAGGCGAGAGGGUCCGCUCGCAGGUUCACAAGGACACCCGCUGCCCCAACUUUGACAUCAAGGGUCUGUUCUACCGCAAGAAGCCCAAAGAGGGAGUCCACAUUGAGAUCUACAACAAGAACAUGAUCAUGGACACGUUCCUGGGUCAGGUGGUGAUGUUCAGCGACCCCAACGAGCGUCAGGAGCAGCACACGCUGCACCUCCGCGACAAGGGCAGUCGCCAGGACAGCGACCUGCCCGGCACGCUCACUGUGCGCCUCAUCACCUCCACCACGCUCACCAACAUUUAACCGACCCUUUGCAUGCUCUUUGCCCGGUUUCUCACACCAUCUUUUUUCCUCUCGCAGCAGCUUUUUUCCUUCUCCAUUUCUCUUGCCGUUUUUCUUUCCGACGUUUCUCAACUUUUUUGUAUUUCCCCGAUUUCUCACAAUUGUUUUUUUGUGACUAACGAACAUUUUUUUUGUCUCUUGUUUCUCUUAGCCAUUUACUUUGUUCCCCCCAUUUCUAACACAAAUGUCUUCUUUACCCCAUUUUUCCUAUUGCUUUUUUCUUUCCUCGUUACUUUCAGCAUUUUUUUAUUUUGCUGUUGCCUGUCAUUGUUUCUCUCCAUUUCUCUCGCCAUUUUCUCUUAACCCUUUUUCUCACCAAUUUCUUCAACCUUUCAACUGACAUUACAAAGGCCUUUAUUUACUUAAAUAAUUUUUCUUCACCCUCGUUGCUUCUGUUGCGCCGGACGUUUUGCAGCUGAAAAAAAGGCCAACUUGGGGCGCUUUAUCCCUCCUUUUGGUUAUUUUUCUUUUUCAUUCCACGUGAGAUGCACAUAUGCAGACAUUUCUGCACUCGCAUGCAUGUGCCAACGUUUCCAAGGGCUCGGCAUUGCCUUAAGGCUGCGUUUGUCUGUCUUUCACGUGGAUGGGGGCAAGGGUGGUUUGGGUUGGUUUUUCGCUGUCUGUCAGCUGUCU